UACUACAUGACUCUACCUGCAAGUUGGGGAAGGAGAACUCAACACUAUUUGAGAUCUGACUACUGGUGUGAGGAGAGAGAUUGCAGAUGGGAAGGAAGUGGUGCCAAGAGCUGCAGCUGCAAAAAGAAGACCUCGUCUGUGGAGGUGGACACCCACAGCGAAAGCACUACAUCAUCUGAGGGUGCCACUCGUACCUUGCUCAUCCAUGGCCCCGUUGAGCUCAAGAAAGGCUGGAGGAGGCAGAAGUGGCAGCUUUUCUUGUACAGCGAUUUAUUACUGAUGUCUAAUACCAAGUAUAAGAAAAACUUUAAGAUAAAAAAGAAAAUACCACUGAACACCAUGUGGAUUGCCAACUGCAUGGAUACAGUGGGAGAUGCCAACAUCAGUUCUGGGAGGUCCUUUGUGUUGGGCUGGCCCACGGUAAACUUUGUGGCCACCUUCAGUUCUUCAGAACAAAAGGAAAAAUGGCGUUCUUACCUUCAAAGUCCGUAACUAUAACAGUGACAAAUUCCGACACGGCAAAUGACACUAUCAACAUGUUACUAACAAUGCUGGGAAUAACCG
Molecule: messenger RNA, 564 nt
Organism: Canis lupus familiaris (dog)
Lineage: Eukaryota; Metazoa; Chordata; Mammalia; Carnivora; Canidae
Product: rho GTPase-activating protein 20-like
Exons: 6
Coding region: 7-492 (161 amino acids)
Molecular function (GO): GTPase activator activity
Source: RefSeq, a predicted model, not a curated record